This is a messenger RNA of Drosophila busckii, 1755 nucleotides long. RefSeq names its product telomerase Cajal body protein 1 homolog (gene WDR79). NCBI's taxonomy places the organism in Eukaryota, Metazoa, Arthropoda, Insecta, Diptera, Drosophilidae. The record is from RefSeq and is a predicted model, not a curated record. The coding region runs from base 59 to 1675 and encodes 538 amino acids. Gene Ontology annotation, biological process: Cajal body organization. Gene Ontology annotation, molecular function: protein binding; RNA binding. The transcript is spliced from 4 exons. Gene Ontology annotation, cellular component: Cajal body.
UUUUGUAGAGCGCAAAGCAUUUUGCAUUUACUUAAAGUUGGGCACACUUUUCGCAGCUAUGGAAGAAUCUGUAAACAUAAGCGAGCUAGAGCAGACCUCGCUAUUUAACCAGAAUGUGAGCUUCAAUAGCAUGGAACUGACCUUGCCGGCAGAUUCGCCAAGCGGCAAAUUAAGCGUAUCGCCAAUGCCAGAAAUAAGUUUCGCGCUCAGCGAGGAAGAACGCCUGAAGUUAAAAAGAGUGGAUCAAAAUACUAGUCAACGCAGUGUGCUUAAGGAUAUAUCUAUAAAUGUUAAUAAAAAGCAAAAGGAAAUAAAUUUAAGCAAAAGCGCCAUGGAUGUAAGCAUAGACGUAGAUGAGGAGGAGGUGGAAGAGGAGGAGCAGAGCAGCGCAAUGGAAGAUAGCACACAUGUUAUAGACAUAGAGGAUACAGUGCAUGAGCAGACAUGUGAGCAGAGCAGUCUAGUGGAGCAGCUGGAACAAAGCGACUCAAGUACAGUUAUACCAAGCUUGACUUACUUUGAUCGCCAGGUAAUUGAGCUGGGACGCCGUUGCUGGCCAUCGAGCAUGGAGGCACAGCAUUAUACAAAAGGCUGCUACUGGUCGCCAGAUGGCACUUGUUUGUUGCUGCCAGUGCAUCAGGAUGGCAUGCAUGUCAUGGAGCUGCCGCUGGAUCUAUACCAAGCCAGUGGUGUGCCUGAAUCACGCGCUGUGUCGACGCUGCAGUCAGCAGUGCACAUUCCCGAAGGUGGCACCGUCUACGAUUGCGUUUGGUAUCCAGGCAUGAACAGCCAAGCGCCAGAGACAUGUUUCUGGUUGGCCAGCAGACAGCAUGAACCCAUACACAUGUGGGAUGCCUUUAAUGGCAGCCUGCGCGGCAGUUUUGCAGGCUAUGAUGAAGUGGAUGAAGUAGCAGCAGCUAUAUCGCUUGCUUUCUCAAACGAUGGCCAACAGAUUUUUGCUGGCUACAAGCGCUGCAUAAAGAUUUUUGAUACCAACAGGCCUGGCCGCAAUUACGUUGAGUACGGUGUCAAAUUUUCAAUAAGCUGCAUAGCACAAACCUGGGAGCAUCCACAGACGUUGACCUGCGGUAACUGGCGCGGCUAUAUACAACACUUUGAUUUGCGCAUUUCACCCAAACAGGGACCGCUCUUUACGCUGGGCGGGCAUACCGCAGGCAUCACACAACUGCGCUAUGCAAAUGAUACUAGCUCCAGUGGCUGGCAACUGUUCAGUGGUGCACGCAAGUGUCCCAAGCUGCUACAGUGGGAUAUGCGCAACUAUAAGCAGCCACUGCAUGAAUUUCAACGCACUGUGGACACCAAUCAACGCAUACAAUUCGAUUUGCAGCAGAACUGGCUGGCCAGUGGUGAUACCAACGGCUUCUUAAAUGUUUGGAAUCUACAGCAGCUAAACUCGCAGUGUAAGCCAAAACAAUAUGCGCUGCAUGAUGACUGCUGCAAUGGUGUAAGCUUUCAUCCUAAUCUGCCCAUAUUGGCCACCAGCUCUGGGCAGUAUCACUUUCUAUCCGGCGAUACUGCGCCCAAUGCCACGCUUAACGGCACGCAAGAGAUUGAGACGGAGGAGAAGGAGCAACUGCCGCAGCAGCAACAUUCAGAUCCGCCAACUAAGAUUUUCUAUGAGAAUGCUGUACUUUUACUUUGGUGUGGCAGCUAAGCUGACUCGCCUCCAGUUAUUCCAUUUGUAUAUUAUGUCUUGAAGAGAAUAAAAAUGAAUUUUGUUUUACCAAUUAUAAA